Lachnellula hyalina is the source of this 840-nucleotide messenger RNA. RefSeq lists its product as uncharacterized. The record is from RefSeq and is a predicted model, not a curated record. The transcript has a single exon. Bases 1 to 840 code for a protein of 279 amino acids. NCBI's taxonomy places the organism in Eukaryota, Fungi, Ascomycota, Leotiomycetes, Helotiales, Lachnaceae.
AUGGCAUCUACAAUCCCCAACGAACCCCCGCCCUCAUACGAGGCAACCUCUUCAACCCCUCAAGAUCCCUCCCGCCUCCGCGUCCCACACAAGACACGCAGCGGCAUCCCCCCCGAACACCGUCGCAGCAUGGAAGAUGAAUCACGACCCCUUCCAACAGGCUGGCUCCGACAAUACGACCCAGAAACGCACCACCAAUUCUUCGUCGACCAGCACGCCUCCCCUCCCCGCUCAAUCUGGCACCACCCCUACGACGACGAGGAAUACCUAUCCGCGCUCGACCCCUCGGAGCGCGACAGAAUCGCCUCUCUGCACCCGGUUCCCAACCACGCCGACAUGGUCGCCGAGAGCAGCGACGACGACACGCAGUUCCGCCACGACGCACCGCUGCCGCCGCGCGAAGAGGCCCCGACGGGCGCAAAGAAACUAGGACGGAAGAUGAAGGACAAACUCACAUCCUCGACGCACGAGCAGCGACAGCAAGAGCGUGCGCAGCGCGACGAGGCCGAGGCGAAGGCUUACGCGCAACAUCGUGCCUUCCGGGCUGCCAUGGCCAAGGCGGCGGAGACGGGCGAGCCGCAGCUGCUGGGCAAGGAUAAGGAUGGGAAGGAUGUGUUUGUGGAACCGCCGGGGCCGGGGCCGUAUGGUUAUGGUGGAGGCGGGUAUGGGUACAAUCCUUAUGCGCGGGGGAUGUAUGGCAGGCCGAAUGCGGGGUACAUGAGGCCGGGGUAUGGAUAUGGGAGGCCGUAUGGCGGUGGGUAUGGAGGGGGGAUGGGGAUGCCGUUGAUGGGGUUGGGCGGGAUAGGUGGUGGGAUGAUGAUGGGUAGUUUGUUGUUCUAG